Molecule: messenger RNA, 2565 nt
Organism: Enterospora canceri
Lineage: Eukaryota; Fungi; Microsporidia; Enterocytozoonidae
Source: the annotation of a GenBank genome assembly
AUGGUGGAUUAUCAGACAGAAAAGAUUCACGAACUGAUGAAAAACACGAAGAACAUCCGAAACAUCUCAGUCAUCGCACACGUUGACCACGGAAAGAGCACCCUGACGGACUGUCUCCUGAUCAAGGCGCGAAUUGCGUCGAAGGAGGCGCAAGGUGAGCGAUACAUGGACACGAGGAAGGACGAGCAGGAGCGAGGCAUCACGAUCAAGUCGACUGCGGUGUCGAUGAGCUUCAGCGUCGAGCAGGAGAUUCUGGAGGCCUAUGCGAAGAAGGAGAGCUACGAAGGAAGGGAGUUUCUGAUCAACCUCAUCGACUCGCCUGGGCACGUCGACUUCUCGUCUGAGGUCACGGCCGCCCUUCGUGUCACGGACGGCGCCCUGGUCGUCGUCGACAGCAUCGACGGCAUCUGCGUGCAGACUGAGACGGUGCUGAGACAGGCGAUCGACGAGAAGAUAAUUCCGACCCUUGUUCUGAACAAGUUGGAUCGAGCGAUCCUCGAGCUGGGAUACGGCGAGCGGGAGCUGUACGAGGUGCUGAAGAAGCGAGUUGAGAUGUUCAAUGCCAAGAUGGAGAGCAUUCUUGGGGAACGAGACUACAUCAAGUCAAUCAGCCCUAAGGAGAACGAGAUCUCGUUUUGCUCAGGGCUUCAGGGAUGGGGAUUCACCCUAAACAAGUUUGCGAGAUUCUACCUGAAACACAAGGGAACGCACACGUUCGACAAGGAGAAGGCGUUUGCGAAGGUGCUUUGGUCUGUGAAACACUACUGCGACUUCGACGACGAAUUUGCUUCUGACUACAAGUUUGAGAAGAUUGUGGGCGGAGAGAUUCCAAAGGGGAAGAAGGCGCCAUUUGAGAUGUUUGUUCUGGGACCAAUUUACAAGGUGAAAGACUGGUGCUUUGAUGGAAAGAUUGGCGAAAUCAAGGCGUAUUUGAAGCAGUUUGGAAUUGACUUCUCAAAGGCGAACUUGGAGGCAAAGCCAAAGGGAAAGAACCUCUUUGCGGCCGUCUUCAAGGCGUGGCUGCCCGCAGCAGAGUGUCUGCUUGAGCAGAUUGUCCUGAAACUGCCAAAUCCACAUGCAGCCCAGAAUAUCAGGGCUGACUACCUCUACACCGGGCCACAGGGCGAUGAGACCCAUCAGGCAAUCAAGAACUGUGUUGGAACUGACGAUGCACCAGUCACGAUCUACAUCUCCAAAAUGGUGCCAGAUGCAUCGAAUGGAUUCGUAGCAGUUGGCCGUGUUCUAUCUGGAAACAUUAAGCCAGGAAUGAAGGUUUAUGUUCAGAAUCCAAACUACCUUCCUGAUCCAGAGAGCAAGAAGAACCCGAAUGUGACUCAGAAGACCAUUGCCAAGGUCUGCGUGAUGAUGGGGAGGUCGUCCACUGCCAUUCCAAACUGUCCAGCCGGUAACAUCGUGGGACUGGUUGGAGUAGAGGGCUUUCUGAAGAAGACUGGGACGAUUACGACCGUAAAACACGGAUACAACAUCAAAACGAUGAAGUUCUCGGUGAGUCCGGUCGUGAAGGUGGCGGUGGCACCGAAGAGGUCGCAGGAUUUGAGUCACUUCAAGGAGGGACUGGAGAAGCUGGGCAAAUCUGAUCCACUUUGUGUCAUCGAAUACAACGACAAGGGGCAGGCCACCAUCGCAUGUGCUGGUGAACUGCAUUUGGAGAUCAUUUUGCACGAUUUGGGUGAAUUCUAUGCAAAAUGCGAAUUCACCGUAGAGAAGCCACAGGUGAAGUACUACGAGGGAUUCUGUGGCGAAGUAGAGAAGCCGAUUAUGACGAAGUCAGCGAACAAGCACAACAGAAUCUACAUGACGUGUGAGCCACUGGACGAGAGGAUCAUUGCAAACGUAGAGCAGGUCAACGUGAAGGAUCCAAAGCUGAGGAAUCAGCGAUUCAGGGAGGUGCUCAACAUCGACGACGACUGGGUCAAGAAGAUCAUGUUCUUUGCACCAGAAGUGGAGCCAAUGAACAUGAUGGUCGACCACUCAAAGGGAAUUCAGUACCUGAACGAGGUGAAAGACCACAUUUACGAGGGAAUGAAACUGGGAACGAAGGAAGGGCCCCUGAUUGGGGAGCCAGUGAAAGGGUGCAGAUUCAACCUCACUGACGUGGUGUUGCACUCUGACGCAAUUCACAGGGGUGCAAACCAGAUGGUCAGGCCAGUGGAGCAGGCCAUUAGGGGACUUGUGUUGAAGGCAGUGCCAAUUUUGUAUGAGCCGAUGUUUCUCUGCACCGUCACAGUCCCAGAGGAGUUUGCAACACUCUGCGAGAGAGUCAUCACCAAAAGACGCGGAUAUGUGGACGAGUUCGAACUAGAAAACAACUACAAGACAUUUAAGGCGUUCUUGCCGGUUCAGGCGUCGUUUGGGCUGAACAAGUCACUGAGGGAGAAGUCGAGGGGAUUCAGCGUCUUCUCUCUCUCAUUCGACCACUAUGCGGAGUGUCCAGGAAGUUUGGAAGCAACUGAGUCGGUGAUGGCUAAGACCGUGGCAGAAGUACGAGAGUACAAGAAGAUCAACACGAAGCUGGAUGCUGAUUCGUAUUUUGAUACGUUAUAA